AUGUGCAUGUGGGGCGUUCGGAGGAAGGGCGUGGACGAGGUAGAAAUCAACGGGGAAGGGGUGGAGGGAGAGGUAGAGGCAGGUCCGGGGUGGUGUCUUCCACAGAAGAAGGAGGAGGCGCAGAUUGUUUGGAAGGUCCUGAUAGGGGAGGGCGCCAAAGAAGGGGAGGGCAGCAAGGGAGAGGAGGGAGGCAAGGAAGGGGAGGGCAGCAAGGGAGAGGAGGGAGGCAAGGAAGGGGAGGGAAGCAAGGGAGAGGAGGGAGGCAAGGAAGGGGAGGGCAGCAAGGGAGGGAUGGGCAGGAGGAAACCAGGGAAUGGAAGGGCCACAUGGAAUGGGUUGGCAAGAGGGAAUGGGGGGGGCACUGGGAAUGGGUUGGCAGCAGGGAAUGGGGGGGCCAGAUUGUUUGGGAGGGCAGCAGGGAAUGGGCGAGCAGCAGGGAAUGGGAGGGCUGCAGAGAAUGAGAGAGCCGCAGACAUUGGGAGGGCCACAGGGAAUGGGAGGGCCACAGGGAAUGGGAGGGCCACAGGGAAUGGGAGGGGCACAGGGAAUGGGAGCGGCACAGGGAAUGGGAGGGGCACAGGGAAUGGGAGGGGCACAGGGAAUGGGAGGGGCACAGGUAAUGGGAGGAGCGCAGGAAAUGGGCGGGCAGCAGAGAAUGGUUGGGCGGCAGAGAAUGGGAGAGCCACAGAUAUUGGGAGGGCCACAGGGAAUGGGAGGGCCAUAGGGAAUGGGAGGGCCACAGGGAAUGGGAGGGCCACAGGGAAUGGGAGGGCCACAGGGAAUGGGAGGGGCACAGGGAAUGGGAGGGGCACAGGGAAUGGGAGGGCCACAGGGAAUGGGAGGGCCACAGAGAAUGGGAGGGCCUCAGGGAAGGGGUGGGCAGCAGGGAAGGUGCGGGCAGCAGGGAAUGGGCGGGCAGCAGGGAAUGGGCGGGCAGCAGGGAAUGGGAGGGUUGUUACAAAGGCAAUUUAG
This is a messenger RNA of Closterium sp. NIES-65, 972 nucleotides long. Lineage: Eukaryota; Viridiplantae; Streptophyta; Zygnematophyceae; Desmidiales; Closteriaceae. The record is from the annotation of a GenBank genome assembly.